Desarmillaria tabescens is the source of this 3264-nucleotide messenger RNA. RefSeq lists its product as uncharacterized. Bases 1 to 3264 code for a protein of 1087 amino acids. The transcript has 6 exons. NCBI's taxonomy places the organism in Eukaryota, Fungi, Basidiomycota, Agaricomycetes, Agaricales, Physalacriaceae. The record is from RefSeq and is a predicted model, not a curated record.
AUGUCCGGAUCUUCACUGUCGAAUUGGGAUGGCAGUCUGACAGCCCAGAAAUGUCCAGACGCGGACCAUUCUUCGCCCAAGGAGCCUCAUAGUGCCAAUGCCCUCCAUUAUGGAUCCAUGUCGCGUGUUUCUGCGCCAUACAUGAGCGUCGACGGUGCUUUCGAUGUGGUCAAUGGCGUUUUGCAAGCCGUAUCUGUUAGCGGCAUCAACGAGGCACGUGUCGCGUCUGUGCAAUCAGAACAAAAUAGUCACGGCGUUUCCUAUUCUUCGCGGUAUCAAAUGAUGGCUUCGUCGAGUUCGCCUUCCUCAUCCUACGCACCGGACUACUUACCCACCGCGCGAAUUGAUAUGCCAAUGACUUGUCCAGAAGUAAUAACGCAAACUACCGAUACAAUUGCUACCGCUGAGGAUCACGGCUUGCUUGGAGUAGAUAACUCGAGGAGCAACCAAGAUGAGCUCAUAAACCUCGUUAAACAGACUAUGCCACUAUCGUGUGCAACGGUGGGCACGGCCGAUGCGGCCGAAUUUAAUUCCACUUCGCUCCCCUCUGGAGAGUCCAAUGUCCUGCUCCGAACUCCCGAAGUUCGUUCGGCGCAGUUGCCAUCCAGUCCUAAAUCCACAUCACCUUCUCCACCAGAACAUAUUUCGCCGCUCUUCACUCCUCCGCCUCCUCCGAAGCGUCGCCGAAUUUUCAUGUCUCAUGUUGCGGUCCCGCCCUUGCCUCGUCGCAGGAGUGAAUACAGGACCGUAACGCCUUCUAGGCAUGGCCUAUCUAGGAAAGCCAAAGACAAGGCCGUAGAUCUCAUCCAAGUGUUUGGAAAUCUUCGCACCGCUUUUCAAGAAGAGGAAGCCAUGAGAGCAGCUGAGCCCUUCAGCAGUAGCCUUCGUCCAUCUAUGACCAGACAUCGACGAAGUCAAAGCUACAGCUCUGAUGACGAGAUUCUAUUGACCCCAAAUCGAAAAGCCGAGUUCAGCUCAUCACCGAGGAAACGGCGCAAGCCGUCAAUUGAGGUCAUGCCUUCGCCGCUGCCAAGAAAGUGGCCCAAGAAAGAUAAGGUGCAUGCGGGCGCGGGCCAGCACACCCAGAGUGUGGCAGGUGUGAGAGAGGACGGGAGGGGGAGCGUCAUCCGGGAACCCUUGCCGAAGAUUCCAAAAGUCAAGUUAAAUCUUUCCAAGUGGAGGAAGGAGUCGGUUGGGCCGCGAACGCACUCACUGGCAGAUGAGGCACACACAAAGUCAGUCAGCUCUCGCACAAAGUCCAUCGAGACGUCUCUCUCCUCCGACGAUGAACCAGUCAUGACUUUCUCUGUUUACUAUGACGAUACCUUGGAGCAUGUCCGACUUAUCGAUGCCCGCCAGGGAAUCUACGAAUACACCAUGCAAGAUGAAGAUCCCGUUACAGAAGAAGUUUUGUCCAUGAACUUGCAGUUCAUCAGGAGACGGCUGAAAGGUCAUCGUGUUACCGACGAUCUACAAUGGUAUGAUCCCGAGGCUGACUCGACACUCGGAGUCGACGUUGAACCGUCCGGGACUCCCCCACCGCCCCCGACCAUGUCUGCAAAGGCCAGAGGCAAACAAAAGGCCGUUCCUAUCAGCCCUACAAAGGAUAUCUUGCUUUCUCCGCAAUACCAUAUCGAAGCAGACCUCGGCAGCGACUUUAUACACCUCCAUCCUGUUUUCGACGAUCCUCAUACAGGUAUGUUGGAGCCACGCGUCGGUCCUGCGACGCAUCCCCCCCUUGUACACCAUUUUCCUAUGCCCAAUUCCGCUACCGUAUUCUGUUCAUCGUCGUCUCACGGAAAGGAACAGCUACUCGGCCCCCUCCACGAUUUUUCUUCUAUCGGAGACAAUGCGUAUCUGCACGAUUCCGCUCUUGAUCUGCCCAACAUUUGGUUAGAGAACUCUGAACCCUUGCAUGAUGGUACUAUCGAUCCAUCUCUUUUGGGUGGUUUUGAGUUCAUGGACCAUUCGUCCUUCUCAUCGUCAUCGUCAUCUUCGGGAUCUCCCAGGCAGAAGUCACCCUCACCUCUUCCGAACCCGCCUCCCUCCGCCGUUCAAAUCGAAACAGAAACGCAUCCCUCCGUUCGUUUACCGUCACCACAACGUCCCAUUGUCCCAGAAGAUCAGCCAACGAACGACAAGCUCGAUGAAUGGGAGAUGUCAGACUUGACUUCCCUUGAUGAUAGUAGUCCGUGCAUUAAUCCGAUUCCUCUUGAUCCUCCUCCCCCAGCUCCAUCUCGUGCGUUGUCAAAGCAGAAGACGCACAAAGUGAAAGUGGGCCCUCCUGCCCGGAAGAGGUCCGAGUGGCCAAUGACGGACAAGGCUUCCUUUUGCCAUCAGUGCAGAGGACGCUCGUUCCGACUAUCCGUGUAUUGCGGAUGUGGAAAGGUGUACUGCGUCAAGUGCAUUACGACCAAGUACGACAAUUUGGAAUUCGAUGCCGACGCGAAAGAUUUCGUUUGUCCGAGGUGUACCAAUACUUGCACCUGCGAUGUCUGCACUAGAGCUAGAGGCGAGGUAUAUCAUUCAGCCAGGACCGGCUCCGCCAAGCGAGCACUGGUUUCAUCUUCACGGCCUCCGCGAAAAUCAAGCAAGUCGCAGAAGGCUAGGGACGCUGAGACGAGAGAAGAUCACAACCCACUUUCGUUACAUCGCCUUAACCCUGCACAGCUCCAACACCAUUCUCAUGUGCAACGACAUGAUCCUCCACAUGUCUCUCCUCUCGGUGGUCGGACCAAUAUACCCCCGCUCAGUGAACGUAAGCAGGGUCCAGUGAAGUACUGGGGUACAAUCUAUGGGUUUUCUGGGGAGAAGAUUGGGACAGCGUAUAUUCCAGAGGAUGGGAGUUCCAAUACGCUCCUUGUCCAGCGCUCGAGAGUGUUUGUUGGGGAGAUUCAGCCGGUCUGGGGACUAGGAACCAAUCCAUCGCUAAGACUCGUUGACCCUGCGACGAAAACAGUGGAUCACAAUGAUGCUCAGAAGACACGUAGGAGGUUCGUUGGACAGCAAGCACCAUUGUUUAUGCCCAUUCGGACGAUAGAUUCCUCCGGUGUUAUGGAGUAUGAGUCGGAUGCGGAUGGAGAGCAUGAUCCUGAGGAGCCAAGGGAUAGGCUCACACCCAAUGACGAGCAUCCUGGGUUUGAGUGGCGGAGGGGAGAAGAAUUAGAUCCUGAUAAGAUCAGCUUGGCUGAUGAGGAUGUGACGUCGGUCUGUAUCUUGUCUCUGAAGCAGAUAGGCAUCACAGCAAUGGCUUCUACAGGGUAG